AUGAAGUGCAGUUCGACAAAGAUACAUUAUGUCCGACUUGGGGGUAGUGUUGGUUACUGCAAUGAAAAUGAAGAAGUGAAAACAAAAUGUAAACACAGUUGUGAUGUAUUCCGAGAUAAAAAAGGAGAAGGACUUAACCCUGACUAUGAAAACGCAUUCUAUCACUAUCCAUUCUAUAUAUACUAUCCUAAAACCACCCUUAGAGAAGCCCUAGCAACAGUUCCCCCCACCGAACACCCGCCUUCGGAGAAACCAAUCAUACCCACUCUGCCACCAAAAUAUUCAACCCUAGCCCCAACCCCUGCUUUUACCACCCCCGAGCCGGGUAAGGGGUUACCCACAAUCACACCUACCGAAGGUGAAUCAGAGUCACCCAAACACCAACCUACAGCCAAAUCUCAACCUCCCAAAGACUCUUCCUCCCAACCUGGGGGAGGCAGUACAGCGGGGAACGCAGGAGGGACAGGGAUUUUGCCAAACAAGUGGCCAGUGACAGGCAAAUUCCCACAUCAAUCAUCAUCACCGCCACCGACAUUUCAUGAAAAUGCAUCAUCAUCAUCAUAA
Molecule: messenger RNA, 564 nt
Organism: Paramuricea clavata
Lineage: Eukaryota; Metazoa; Cnidaria; Anthozoa; Malacalcyonacea; Plexauridae
Source: the annotation of a GenBank genome assembly